This is a messenger RNA of Nematolebias whitei (Rio pearlfish), 1576 nucleotides long. RefSeq names its product gasdermin-E-like. The record is from RefSeq and is a predicted model, not a curated record. Lineage: Eukaryota; Metazoa; Chordata; Actinopteri; Cyprinodontiformes; Rivulidae. The coding region runs from base 1 to 1464 and encodes 487 amino acids. The transcript has 8 exons. Gene Ontology annotation, biological process: programmed cell death. Gene Ontology annotation, cellular component: cytoplasm.
AUGUUUUCCAAGGCGACGGCCCGAUUCGUCCGUCAGAUCGACCCCGACGGAAGCCUCAUCCACGUGUCCCGGGUAAAUGACUCGCACAAGCUUCUGCCCAUGGCAAUCGUUGUCAAGCGCAACCGCUUCUGGGCCUGGCAGAGACCCAAGUACCAUCCGACCGAUUUCACCCUCAGCGACCUGUUGCAGGGUGGCAAAGCUCUCAAACCUGGCGUGUCUGAGGCUGAAUUCUUGACCUACCAGGGAACAUUUGGAGACGAAUACACCGGAAAACUGGACACGGAGGCCGGUCCCGGCAGUGUCUCAGUGGAGGGACUGGGCAGGUCUAAGCUCCAGUCGUGUUUUGGCAAGUUGAAGAAAGAAGAACUGGAUGUGAAGAAGUUGCUGAAAGACUCCAACAAUAGGUUAGUGGACAUGCAGCACGUUCUGGUGCAGCAGAUGGAGAAGCGGGCUGAAGUGCUGACGGUGGUGAAAGAAAGGAUCCUCACCACCAACUCCUGCUCCGUCAGCCAAACGCAGAAGCAGCAGUGCACCUUUCAAGGGGUGCUCCGGCUGCUGGGACUGCCGGGGAGCUCUGUGAAGGUUCUGUCCGGGAAGGAGGUCAACACAGUUCAGCUCGACUGCGACGUUUCUUUGGAGAUCCCCUCUGGCACGGUUAUUGCUUACAGCAUACUGGAGCUGGAGAUAAAGAAAACCGGACACUACGAUAUCUGCCUGCAGCCUGGCACCAUCGGAGGCUUUGAGAACGACUCGGUCUCAAUGUCUAGAUCCUGCGACGACUCGCUGACUACAGUGGAUGGCAUCUUCAACGGGGACACGGUGCAAGGAGCGGCUCUUUGGAGAAGUCAUCAGAACGAAUCACAGUACAUGGACCUCUCUCCUCUUGGAAAUCUUCCUCAAUCAGUUCGAUUAGCUCUGAGCAAGAAGCUCCAAGAGACUCUGAGAGACAGAGCUGCUCUGUCAUAUCUGCAGUGCUUGCUGGAGGAGUUGUGCAGUAGUGAAAGAGUCCAGACUGACGUCACUGAUGAACCACAAGAGGUUCUUAGAAAUUCUGUCAUCCUGGAUCAGCUGGACUCAGACUGUCUCAGUGAAUGCAGCCAGAGUGUUGUCCCUGCACAGUUAAGCUCAAUUUACCUGCUUGUCAGUGCCAUGGAGGAACUACCUGAUGAAACUUUAAGCCUUUUGAGCGACAGUCGACCAGAUUUCCUGGCUUCUUUUGACAAACUGAUGGUCUGGUUACAGGAGAGCAGCACGCCUCUGUCCAUGCAGUCUAUUCCUGUGGCGCUGCAGGACAGCCAGUUCUUCCAGCAGGCGGAACAGCUGCUCAGCUCCAUCAACGUGAUGCUCAGGACAGACACAGACCAGCUCUGGAUGGAGACGGGGGACAGCAGGGACGUUCUCCUCCUGGUCCUCAGUCUCAGUGUGUUUGGGCUGUCACUGCUUUGUGCUAGUCUGCAUGAAUAAUAAUGUCUAUCUUUCUUUUUUGGCUAACACUAUUUAUCUAAACAUUAUAUUUGCCCUGAACAACAAUAUAAAUGCAAUACUUUUACUUUUGCUCCCAUUUUUCAUGAGCUGA